UCUCUCUCUCCCCUACGCCUUUUCCGACACUAAAAAAAACGCUAAACCAAUAAUUGAGAGGUGCUCUGUACAAGGAAGGAACCCUUUACCCUUGGUCGGCCGUCAAUUAUCACUCGUUUCUUUCCGGAGGAGACUGGCUGGGGGGAGUGUUCGGAGUGGAGGGAUUCGCAAGCGAAGCAGUAGCAGCAGCAGCACCACCACCACUAGCGUCAGUUGAGUGUUCUGUGCAACCUUCUGCGUAGAAGAUCGACAGACGAUCCAAGGAUCGAUGGUUGGUCAGGUAACCAUGCUAGACUUUAUAUCAUGUUCUUGAACUCUUCAAAAUUACAUGAAACAUGCUUGCUGCUUGACAAACCUCUGAUUUGCUGGUCGCUUCUUGAUAAUUCCUAUUGGACACUAGAUGACUGGAUUUAACAUCAAAACUAGAUCAAAGGCUCUAAAUCAUUAAGGAAUGUAGUUUUACUUUUACCAACUUACUUAAGAUUGAUUGAGAGGUGGAGGCCCUUAGGUUUCUAUCUCAAGCACAUGAAUUCUAUGAAUCUGUUGUCUAAAGGAACAAGUGGGACAACUGGUGCUAUGGACAAGUUGCCAGAUGUGAUGAAAGAAAUGAAACUAAGGGAUGAUAAGGAAACUGAAGCUACUGUGGUUGAUGGGAAUGGGACUGAAGCAGGUCAUAUAAUUGUAACAACUAUUGGGGGAAGAAAUGGUGAGCCAAAGCAGACCAUAAGCUAUAUGGCUGAACGUGUUGUGGGACGUGGAUCUUUUGGUGUAGUUUUCCAGGCCAAAUGCCUAGAGACGGGUGAAACUGUAGCUAUUAAGAAGGUCCUACAAGACAAAAGAUACAAGAACCGAGAAUUGCAGACUAUGCGCAUUUUAGACCACCCAAAUGUCAUCUCUAUGAAGCAUUGCUUUUUCUCAGCUACUGAGAAAGAUGACCUGUACCUGAACCUUGUACUGGAGUAUGUACCAGAGACAAUUCAUCGAGUUAUCAAACAUUACAACAAGAUGAACCAACGAGUGCCACUGAUAUAUGUAAAGCUGUAUGUGUACCAGAUUUGUAGAGCAUUGGCCUAUCUUCAUGGAAGCAUUGGAGUAUGCCAUAGAGACAUCAAACCCCAAAAUCUUUUGGUGAAUCCACAUUCUCAUCAACUGAAAAUAUGUGAUUUUGGCAGUGCAAAAGUCUUGGUAAAGGGGGAACCAAAUAUUUCAUACAUUUGUUCUAGAUACUAUAGAGCUCCUGAGCUUAUCUUUGGUGCAACCGAGUAUACUACAGCGAUUGACAUCUGGUCUGCUGGUUGUGUUCUUGCUGAACUCAUGCUUGGACAGCCUCUCUUUCCCGGAGAAAGUGGAGUCGACCAGCUUGUUGAGAUUAUAAAGGUUCUUGGUACACCCACAAGGGAAGAAAUCAAAUGCAUGAACCCUAACUACACAGAAUACAAAUUCCCGCAGAUAAAGGCCCAUCCCUGGCACAAGAUAUUCCAUAAGCAAAUGCCUCAUGAAGCUGUGGAUCUUGUUUCCAGGCUUUUACAAUACUCCCCAAACUUACGAUGCACUGCAUUGGAAGCGCUAGUCCAUCCUUUCUUUAAUGAGCUACGUGAUCCAAAUACUCGCUUACCAAAUGGCCGGUUUUUACCCCCGCUCUUUAAUUUCAAGCCUCAUGAGUUGAAGGGAGCCCCAAUAGAGAUGGCAGCCAAGUUGAUUCCAGAGCAUGCAAGAAAGCAAUGUGCCUUUAUAGGACUAUAAGCUUCAUGAUGACAUGUUACAAAAGGACACUUUUUCUAGCAGGCAUUACUUAUUUUGAGAAAUGAUGAGCGAGAAGCUAGCUAAAGAAAUGGUCUUUCCAAUUCCAUCUUUGCUCAAGGUGCAUGUGAAAUCAUUGCUCAUCUGUUGAAACUUAGCAGAUCUGACCUAACCCUUGCUUUUUCAUACAAUGACUUCUAACACUAGUAUUCCAAAUGUUGCGUUUGUUUAUGUUAUGAUUUAGCUAUGGAUCAGAUUGUUCCUUUUA
Messenger RNA from Zingiber officinale, 2008 nucleotides. RefSeq names its product shaggy-related protein kinase alpha-like. The transcript is spliced from 14 exons. Bases 526 to 1743 code for a protein of 405 amino acids. Lineage: Eukaryota; Viridiplantae; Streptophyta; Magnoliopsida; Zingiberales; Zingiberaceae. The record is from RefSeq and is a predicted model, not a curated record. Gene Ontology annotation, molecular function: protein serine/threonine kinase activity; ATP binding. Gene Ontology annotation, biological process: signal transduction; protein phosphorylation. Gene Ontology annotation, cellular component: cytoplasm.